CUGCGCACUGCCAUUGAUGAAUAGAAGAAGAACACAAAACCUGGCUCGAAGAAGACUCUGGAGGAAUCAUGGCGGUGGAUAAGAAAGAUGCGCGAUCAGGAAAAGCUCCUAAAAAAGAGUCCCAGCCUUUAAUUAUCGCCAAAACUCCAGCAGAGGAGCAGCGUUUAAAGUUGGAGAGAUUGAUGCGAAACCCCGAUAAACCUGCGUCCAUUCCAGAGAAACCAAAAGAGUGGAAUCCUCGCGCUCCACCAGAGUUUGUGCGGGAUGUGAUGGGUUCCAGUGCUGGAGCAGGCAGCGGUGAAUUCCAUGUGUAUAGACAUCUGCGCCGUCGGGAGUAUCAGAGACAAGACUUCCUGGAACGAAUUUCUGACAAGCAAAAGCUGGAUGAAGAAUAUAUUGAGAAGGUGAAAGAAAACCAAAAGGCUGCUGAAGAAAGAACAGCUAAACGCAGAAAGAAGAGGGAAAAGUUGAAACAAAAGAAGCUGAUGGCCAAGAAAGCCAAGAUGGAGAGCCAGAAAGAAGGAGCAGGCUCAGAGGAGAAGUCAUCAUCCUCUGCUUCUGAAGAAGAAGAGCAAGAAGAUGAUGCAGAAGUGCCCAGCUUCAUCAUGGGGAAGAGGUGACCGAAUGAAAGGAUGGAAGUAUCCAGCAUAUACUCCCCCGUACAAAACCAGAAACGCCUCCAGCAGGGAACGUUUAGUGAUCUGUGCGUAAAAAUACUCAAAACCAGUCUGGAAUCAAUGUUUCAGAAGUGCAUUCAUCCUUCGUGCUUGAGUCAGCUGUUCAACAUUUGAGGUGGACAUUGGAAAAGCUGAAUGUUUUUCUUUCAUUGGAGUGCUGAUGAUAAAAUAAUGUGACCAGGAUAGACUUUUAUUCUGUUGUAAAUAUGUAUUUUGUUUUAAUAAACAACAAAGGGAAUAAUUGUGGCAUUUCAGUGUUUCAUGGAAC
Sinocyclocheilus rhinocerous is the source of this 945-nucleotide messenger RNA. RefSeq names its product PRKR interacting protein 1 (gene prkrip1). NCBI's taxonomy places the organism in Eukaryota, Metazoa, Chordata, Actinopteri, Cypriniformes, Cyprinidae. Gene Ontology annotation, molecular function: protein kinase inhibitor activity; protein kinase binding; double-stranded RNA binding. Gene Ontology annotation, cellular component: nucleolus. The record is from RefSeq and is a predicted model, not a curated record. Bases 69 to 620 code for a protein of 183 amino acids. The transcript is spliced from 6 exons. Gene Ontology annotation, biological process: negative regulation of protein kinase activity.